Messenger RNA from Seriola dumerili (greater amberjack), 4745 nucleotides. RefSeq names its product receptor-type tyrosine-protein phosphatase mu-like. Gene Ontology annotation, cellular component: membrane. The transcript has 38 exons. The coding region runs from base 177 to 4673 and encodes 1498 amino acids. The record is from RefSeq and is a predicted model, not a curated record. Lineage: Eukaryota; Metazoa; Chordata; Actinopteri; Carangiformes; Carangidae. Gene Ontology annotation, molecular function: protein tyrosine phosphatase activity; protein binding. Gene Ontology annotation, biological process: protein dephosphorylation.
AAGAAGCGGAGAGACGAAACGAGCGUGUCCGCGUGUGAGUCCGAGCGGCGUGGGAAACAACGGAAAAAGAAGAAGAAGAGGAGGAAGAGGAGGAAAGAGAAGAAGAAGAGUUCUCAGUAGUGUGUGUGUGUGUGUGUGUGUGUGUGUCCCCCGCUCCGGAGGGUCUCGGUGCGAACAUGGAGCGGACUGGAACUUUCCUGCUCUCCGCGUCUCUCCUACUGGUUUCACUGGGACUAACGGGGGCGCGAGCGGACACCUUCAAAGCCUGUCUGUCUGGUCAGUCCCCAGACUGUACUCUGGUCCAGUCCAAAGAGGACGACUUCGACUGGGAGCAAGGAGACACCCGUGACCGACCAGCCAGCAACCCCUUGAUCCCCACAGGUUCCUCCUUCCUGUUUGUGAACACGUCAGGUCGUCAUGGUGGUCAGCGCGCUCAGCUGCUGCUGCCCCCCCUCAAAGAGAACGACACACACUGCGUCAGUUUCAUGUUCUACCAGGGGGGGGGGCGUGAGGGGGCAGGGCUCAACGUCUACAUCAAAGAGAACCACAGUCCUCUGGGAGUUCCGGUAUUUAACUCAUCAGGCCCCGCCUACCACAACUGGAAGGGGGUGGAGCUAGCUGUGUCCACCUUCUGGCCUAAUUACUACCAGGUGGUGUUUGAGGCCAUCAGCAACGGACAGAGAGGAGUUCUGGCCAUCAAGGACAUCACGCUGCAGGGACACCAGUGCAGCAGCACGCCACACUUCCUGCACAUUAAAGGUGUGGAGGUGAACGCGGGACAGACGGCAACAUUUCACUGCACUGUCAACGGACAACCACAGAGCAACCUGCUGCUCUACCUGCAGUGUUUCCUGUUUCCUGGUCGUCAGGGGAUGGCUGGUCGUCAGGCGGUCGUCAGGGAAACCAAACCGGUGAACACACGGCGUUACGUGGCAAGUUUCGAUGUGGAGAACACGACCAAAGGUGACUCCGGACGCUAUCGCUGCAUCGCCCAAUCAGAGCGAGGUGUGGGCGUGUCCUCGUACGCUGACCUCACUGUCAAACAGCCUCCUGUACCGAUCGCCCCCCCUCAGCUAACAGCUGUGGGCGCCACCUACCUGUGGAUCCAGCUCAACGCCAACUCCAUCAACGGAGACGGACCAAUCAUUGAGAGAGAGGUGGAGUACCGGACGAUGGCGGGCAUGUUGAUCGACACCACACCUGUCGAUAAACCCACCCAUAAGAUCGGACACCUGGACCCCGACACCGAGUACGAGAUCAGUGUGCUGCUCACCAGGCCCCUGGAGGGAGGGACGGGAAACCCCGGACCACCACUGCGAGCUAGGACCAAGUGUGCUGAUCCAAUGCACGGCCCGCGGCGUCUUGAGGUCGUCGACAUUCAGUCCAAACAGGUGACGGUCCAAUGGGAGCCGUUCGGAUACAACGUGACACGCUGCCACAGCUACAACCUGACGGUGCAGUACCGCUACAGACCUGCAGGGGCCCCCAGCAGAGAGCUGGUGAAGGAGGAGGUGAGGGAGGAGGAGGUGUACGACACUCUGAGCUCCUUGCCGCAGCAUGCCUUACGUAACCUUCCACCGUUCACCAACGUCAGCCUGAGGCUCGUCCUCAGUAACCCGGAGGGACGCAAGGAGAGCGAGGAGCUGCUGGUGCUGACCGACGAGGACGUUCCUGGAGCGGUCCCAGUGGACUCGAUCCUCGGCAGCAGCUACGAGCAGCAGAUCAGUCUGAGCUGGAGGGAACCUCUGCAGACCUACGGCCUCAUCCGACAGUAUGAGAUCUCCUACAAAGCCCUGAGCUCCUUCGACACAGAGUUCGAUCUGUCCAAUCAGAGUGGCAAGGUGUUCAAACCGGCUAAUGAGACGAGCCACAUGUUCACCGGCCUCUAUCCAGGCUCCACCUACUCCUUCACAAUAAGAGCCUCCACUGUGAAAGGCUUCGGACCUCCAGUGAUCACCCAGUUCACCACCAAGAUCUCAGCUCCUCUGAUGCCAGCCUACGACCAGGAGUCUCCUCUGAACCAGACCGACUCUACCGUCACUGUUCUACUGAGACCAGCUCAGAGCCGAGGAGCUCCAGUCAGUAAGUACCAGGUGGUGGUGGAGGAGGAGCGCCCCCGCAGGCAGAGGAGAGGAACUGCAGAGAUCCUGCGCUGUUAUCCGGUGCCCAUUCACUUCCAGAACGCCACGCUGCUCAACUCUCAGUAUUACUUCAGCGCAGAGCUGCCGAUGAGCGAGCUGAGAGCGCCCAUGCCCUUCUGUGUUGGUGAUAACAGGACCUACAGCGGUUACUGGAACACUCCUCUGCUGCCUCAUAAGAGUUAUGGGAUCUACUAUCAGGCUGUCAGCACGGCUAAUGGGGAGACAAAGAUCGACUGCGUGCGAGUGGCGACUAAAGCUGCUAUAAUCGUCACCCAGCUCACCACGCCGUACAUUCGCAUCGCUCCGGCAGCUGGCGACAAGCAGCUUACAGGAGCUGCGACCAGGAAACCAGAACCAGAACAGGGGAACCAGUCGGAUCACACUGUGAAGAUCGCUGGAGCCAUCGCCGGUAUCCUGCUCUUCAUCAUCAUCUUCCUCGGAGUGGUCCUGCUGAUGAAGAAACGGAAGUUGGCAAAGAAGAGGAAGGAAACUCUGAGCUCCAGACAGGAAAUGACUCUGAUGGUCAACACCUCCCAACACACAACCAUGGCAGACACACAUACACACACACUGAACGGACGCACUGUGUCAUCUCCGUCCUCCUUCACCCUGAAGACAAACACCAUCAGCACCACCGUCCCCAACUCCUACUACCCAGACCCCUUCGUACCGACAGCCAUUCUGGUGCCAAUUAAUGAUGACAGUCACACCAUGACCAGUGAAACCAGCAGCCUGGUCCAGUCCCAUUAUAAGCAGCGGGAGGCGGAGCGGGAGGCGCUGCCCUAUCAAACGGGACAGCUGCACCCGGCCAUCCGAGUGGCUGAUCUGCUGCAGCACAUCACCCAGAUGAAAUGUGCCGAGGGCUACGGCUUCAAGGAGGAGUACGAGAGUUUCUUUGAGGGACAGUCCGCUCCCUGGGACUCGGCCAAAAAGGACGAGAAUCGCAUGAAGAAUCGCUACGGAAACAUCAUCGCCUACGAUCACUCUCGUGUGCGUCUGCAGCCUCAGGACGGAGAGAGCAGCUCCGACUACAUCAACGCCAACUACGUCGAUGGAUACCACAGACCCAAUCACUACAUCGCUACCCAAGGUCCUAUGCAGGAGACGGUGUACGAUUUCUGGCGGAUGGUUUGGCAGGAGAACACUGCUGCCAUCGUCAUGGUAACCAACCUGGUGGAGGUGGGGCGGGUGAAAUGUUGUAAGUACUGGCCUGACGACACAGAGAUCUAUGGCGACAUGAAGGUGACGCUGAUCGAGACUCAGCUGCUGUCGGAGUACGUGAUCCGAACCUUCGCUGUGGAGAAGAGGGGCGUGGCCGAGAUCAGGGAGAUCCGUCAGUUUCAUUUCACUGGUUGGCCUGAUCACGGCGUUCCGCUUCACGCCACCGGCCUGCUGGGCUUCAUUCGCCGCGUCAAGGCCAAAACCCCACCGACUGCCGGCCCCACCGUGGUCCACUGCAGUGCGGGGGCGGGGCGCACAGGUUGUUUCAUAGUGAUUGACAUCAUGCUGGACAUGGCAGAGAGAGAGGGCGUGGUCGACAUCUACAACUGUGUCCGAGAGCUGAGAGCACGAAGGGUUAACAUGGUCCAGACUGAGGAGCAGUAUGUCUUCAUCCAUGACGCCAUCUUGGAGGCUUGUCUGUGUGGCGACACUGCGAUCCCAGCCAAUCAGCUGCGCUCAGUUUAUUAUGAGAUGAACCGAUUGGAUCCUCAGACCAACUCCAGUCAGAUCAAAGAGGAGUUCAGGACUCUAAACAUGGUUACGCCGACACUGCGCGUGGAGGACUGCAGCAUUGCUCUGUUGCCUAGAAACCACGAGAAGAACCGCUGCAUGGACGUGCUGCCUCCUGACCGCUGCUUGCCGUUCCUCAUCACCAUCGAUGGAGAGAGCUCCAACUACAUCAACGCUGCGCUCAUGGACAGCUACAAGCAGCCGUCAGCAUUCAUUGUUACCCAGCAUCCCUUGCCGAACACGGUGAAGGACUUCUGGCGUCUGGUCCUAGACUACCACUGUACGUCCAUCGUCAUGCUGAACGAUGUCGACCCCGCGCAGCUGUGUCCUCAGUACUGGCCGGAGAAUGGCCUCCAUCGUCUGGGCUCCCUGCAGGUGGAGUUUGUCUCUGCUGAUCUGGAGGAGGACGUCAUCAGCCGUAUCUUCAGGAUCUACAACACAGCCAGGCCGCAGGACGGGUACCGCAUGGUGCAGCAGUUCCAGUUCCUGGGCUGGCCCAUGUACCGGGACACACCCGUCUCCAAGCGCUCCUUCCUCAAACUGGUCCACCAGGUGGACAAGUGGCAGGACGAGUACGACGGAGGGGAGGGACGCACCGUGGUCCACUGCCUGAAUGGAGGGGGUCGCAGUGGUGUGUUCUGCAGCAUCAGUAUAGUGUGUGAGAUGUUGCGGCAGCAGCGAUGUGUCGACGUCUUUCACGCUGUUAAAACUCUGAGGAACAACAAACCAAACAUGGUGGAUCUGCUGGAACAGUAUAAGUUCUGUUAUGAAGUUGCUCUGGAGUAUCUCAACUCUGCUUAGCUUCAACAACAGACUCUUCAUCAUCAUCAUCCUCCUCCAGUGAUAAAGCUGCACAGGUGGGGGGGGGGGGGG